UAUUGUGUAGGUGAGCGAUUUGGAGUAUCAAGUCAUGAGUUUAAAAGGUCGGGCUAAAUGCAUUAUGCGGUCAAGGAAAGUCAACUUCGGCUUGAAGGCAAAAAAACAAACCUUGUGCACACCUACACCUUAUCCUACACCACCCUCUCUUCUAUCCUACACCACAUUAGAGGGCAGCACCACCUCCAAUCCUCCAUCAUCUGCAACACCUCCCAGCCACCUUCGGCAUCCUCCAUGGCAGCACUGCACCUUCAUACCUCCACCGCGCUGCAACCACGCCAACAACCCGCACAACCCAACACCACACCAACACCAAUUGCGCGCACCAUAACACAACAAUUCAGCCCAAAAUUGCCCAAGAAACAGAGCAAAAAAGCAGAGCAAAAACAGAGCAAUUCGGGUUCGAGCGAACCCGUAACGGAGUUCGACCGAACCUAAUAUUUACAGUUCCUGCAAAGGUCGGGUCCGACCGAACCUUCCAUGAGUUCGUCCAAACCGAAAAUAAUCCGGCCGAACCUCCAUUUGCGUUCGACCGAACAAUUGGGUGCGGAUUAGUUGUACGGAUUAAUGAAAUUCGACGACAGCGAUUGUAUUCCAAAUUAAGGGUUGCGAUUCCAUUGAUGACGAGAGCAGCAGCAAUAAAGACCGUGGGAUGAUUGAUGAUUGAUGAAGAUCAACGGCGAUGAUCGUUGUUGAUGAUGAUUGACGGCCUUGAUGAUGGUGGCUGAUGAGAGGGAGCAGCGAAUUGGGCGAGGAGGUGCAAAGCAGGGAGCAAGAAAAAAAACCCAAUUAAUUUGGGCGAAAAGGACGGAACAGGAAGGGGGGGGGAAGACGAAGGAGGGUCUGACCUUCUCGUUUUUUUUGGUUUUAAUUUGUUUUGUUUUUACCUUUUUCUUUUUCUUUCUCUUUUUCCUUUUCUUUCUCUUUUUCUUUUUCCUUUUCUUUUUCAUUUAUUCUUUCUACUUUUUACUUCCUUAUUUAUUUUAAUUAACUUCAGAUUUCAUUUUUUUUUUCAAUUUUUUUUCCUUCUUUAUUUUCUUUUUUUAGGCCUUGAGUAUAAAUACCCAAUUUUGGGGUCAUGACAAAUUAACCAUGUACAUAAUUUAGUUUAUUUUUCUCUCUAAUUUUCUAGGGUUUAGUUAAUUUUGGAGAGAGAAAGUGAGAGAAACAUGGGUUGAAAUUGGAUUUUGAAGAAUCAAAGAUGGGGAACUUGAUGAUUUGGAGAUUUCCAUCAUUUAAUCAAUGAGAUUUUCUUUACUCUUCUCUCUUCUCUCUUCAUUUAUUGUUUUAUAUGUUUCUUUGAUUAGAUUAGUUUCAUGUUUAGUUUUAUAAUUUAAUCUUCAAAUUAGUUGUUGUUUUUGCUUAGUAUCAUGCUAUUAGUUAUUAAAGUCUUUAAAUUUAUUAUUUUUAUGUUGAUUGAGUAGUGUUGUUGGUUAGGGUUUGGGUGAAAACCUAACGAUGAUUGAUUUGGGUAAAUGAGUUUGAAUUUGGUGAUGUUGCAUGAUUAAAUGAUUGCUUGUUUGAUCAUACUCGAACUUGGUUGUAUGCAAUUUAGCUACUUGUGUAUGACUUUGAUUUUGGGGUAGUUGACUUAGGGAAAUCGAGGGAUCGUGACCUAAGUUGACUAUUGUUUGGUUUGUGCCUAAUCAUGACCUAAGGGUAGUUGUGUGUAGGACGGGAGUUCGCAUUUAGCUAUUCUAAGAAUUGAUCUAAGGCGAGAGUCAUUUGGGGAUCUAUUUCUAACAAACGUCUCAUUCAUGCUUUGCUUGUGCUUCAUCAGUCCUAAUUGUUGCUCGUAUACAUGUUUCAUUAUUGUUGGUGUUUGAUCUCAUUCCUUGACCAUGUUUGUCCUUGGUACUUAGUUUAGUUGAUUUAGUUUUAGUUGGUUAGUUGACUUUUCAAAACCCCAUUCCGAUCUAGCUUAUCGAUUGAUUAGCAUAAAUUAGCGCACCUUAGUCCUUGUGGAUUCCGACCCUUGCUUACCGCUUUACUUGUGUUUAGUGGUUAGUUUAGGUAAUUUUUUUGAUUAGGAGAGACUAGUAACGACCUAGUUUUCACCUUGAUCAAAAUGGCGCCGUUGCCGGGGACUUCGGUUUGCAUUAGUUUGUGUUAGUUAGAUGAGUCUAGGUCAUUGUGCAUAGUUCUUUUUGUUUUUCUUAUUUAUUUGUUUCAUUUUGAAAAUUCAAAAAAAUGGCAAGUUUCUCGUUUCCUCAAUUUGAGCGUGAAUCGUUUUGGAGGUAUUUUGAAAGACUUGAGGAAUCUCUUGGAAGUGAUCAUAGGUUUGAUUUGUGGGAGUUAUGUGAAAUGAUUUAUGAUGGUCUUAAUGAACUUACUAGGGGAAUGGUUGAGAAUAUGUUUCAUGGUGAAUUUCGGGCUAAAUCAUUGGAUGAAGCUUGGAAUUUUUAUAAUUGGUUAGCUAGAGAUACCUAUGAUUGGGAAAUGACCAAUCAUGGGACAUGUAUUAGGGAUUUUCAUGUUUCUAAUGUUGAUUCUAGUUUUUGCAUGAAUUCCCUUGAAAUGUCCCAUGCUUUCAAUAGUGAGCCAAAUAUGCAUGAUUCUAAUCCCGUUUCCCCUUAUUCUCAUGUUGAUGAGUUACAUUCCAAUGUAAAUGUUUUUGAUGCUUCUUGUCAAAGCCCUUCAAUUAUUUGCAAGAAUUCGCAUGAUCUCCCUCAUAUGCUUGAUUGUGACUCUUCUUCCCUUGUUGAUUCUCAAAAUUCUAUGCAUUCAAAAUCAUCGGAACCUAACUUAGAGCUUCUUCUUGAGAAUUGCAUCAAAGAGUUUAAUUAUAGGGCCAACCAAAUAGCCGAUCACACGACCUUUCUUGAGGCUAAAAUCAAUGCUAUUCGGAAACCCAUAGAUCAUUUUGCUAUUAUUGACGAUGAUUUGAUGAAUGUUGAGAAUGAAAAUAAAUUUGGAAAGAGUAGUCUAAAUCUUGAUGGUGGUUUUUGGGAUGAUGAAGAUGAGGAGCAUGAUGUUGAGGAGAGUGAGGUAGCCUCUUUUGGAGAUUGGUUAGUUGAGGGUGUAGAGAAUCAUGAGCCCUUAUUGAUUGAUGGUUCGAUUCUUGAGUCUCUUACUCCUAUCUCAAGUGACCUUAAUUUCACUCCCUUUCCGCUAUCUUUAGAGCACCCAUCCUCUCGUAUCCCCCAUUCCUUGAGUGAAUUCUUUGGUCAAUGUGAAAUUAAGACAUCUCAUUUGGUGGUUGAGGAUGUUUUUGAGGCGAAUGAUGGUGAUUUGGAGGAAAAUUCCUUGUUUAAGGACCCUUUGGUCGAAAAAGCUUAUGUUUUGAAUUCUUGUGAUGUGGGAGAAGUUGCUUGUGAAGCCCUUGUUUCUACCCCUUCCCCUUAUGUCCCAUUUUCAAGAAAUCUUGGCCUAAUUCCCUCAUUUCCCAUCUCAUACCCUUUUUCUUUUCUCAAACCAUCUCCAUUAGAUGAUCAUCUUUCCUCCAUUGUUCUAAAAGUUCCCAAUUCGAUCAUCUUUGAGGAAAUGAGUGAGAUUACCCCCCAAUAAGAGUUUGUUGAGGAGAGUUUGCCGAUUAUUUCUUCUUUUUCUAAUUCUUUUUGUUUUUCUUCUUCUUAUUUUCUCAUUUUCUCUUUUGAUCCCACUUCUUUUCGGCAUCCCUCUCCUUGUUGGCAUAGAAUAGCACUAAUCUUUGUUCAUGCUUUUCUUUUGAGCAUUGCAUAUGUUUUAUUCCUUGAAAUGUGUGCCGAUGCAUUUGACAAACUCUUGCGUUCUUUGUCGGGUUAUUUACUAGAAAGGUCGUGCUUGGGACCUUAAACAAGCCUUUAUCGGGAAGUAACCCGUGCUUUAUUGCUUUCAUUUUCUUUAUUUUUGUUCUUACUUAUGUUUCUUUUCAAUUUUUGUUUUAGGUACUUAAGCGGAAUAAACGUUCAUUCUCGAUAGCAUAUGGAAACAAAGCACGAUUUUGGAGAAAGUUGACUACAAAUGGAGAAUUUGGAUCAUUUGCGCGUAUUUACACCCACCUACUAUCCGGUAGUGUCCUUCCUCUCUCUCUUUUUAUUACUCCAUGGAUUGAUUGGGCAUAUGAAUUAAUGAGGCAUGAGGUUGGAUGGUUGAAAUGUCGAUUUGGUUGCCUCCAUUUCUCUUUCUCUAAUGUGUUGUGAUUUGCCAAACUAUGUAUAUUGGUUGAAUGCGUGUUUUCUUUCCCCCCCUCCCUUCCCUUGAGUCUUUGUUUCAAGCAUUGAGGACAAUGCUUAAUUCUAGCUUGGGGGGAUAGCUUUUCGCUAGCUUGGGGGAGUCGAGUUUCUUUUCAUUUCUUUAGUUUUCCUUUUUUUUAAUUUUUUUUUUAAAAUCCAAAAACAUUUUCUUUAUUUAUUUUUAUUUUGAAUUAUUUGAAAAAAAUAAUCAAAAAAAUCAAAAAAUAUUUAGAAAAUCCAAAAAAGUCUCAAGUAAUUGAAUAAAAGCACAAAAAAUGAUUUGUUCGUCCAAAGGAAGAAUCUUGACGAUUUUUAAUGUGGAUUCCCUUGCUUGUCAUUUGGAUAAUUGAGUAAAGGUAUUUCCGUUGAAUUUUUUCAUGUAUGAGUUAUGGCGAUUAGAGAUAGCUUAAUCUUUGUUGCUUGAGUCUCUCCUUGAAAAAGUUUUUGAUGAUUCUAAAUGAUAAGCUUUGGUUUGAAAAGAGUCUAUUUUGUUCUCUUUUGGAAAUUCUUUGCUACCUUAAUUCCCUUUGAUGCACACUUCAUUCCCUUAGGUAAGACCAAUGCUAAGAGUUAAUUGGAUUGUAGAACAAAAAGAUUGUGAUUAAUGUUUUGAGUCCAAUAAGUGGAGCCAAUGAGCCCACAAGGCGAAAGCCAAAGUGUCAAGUUCAAGUCAAUAAGUGGCGCCAAUGAGCCCACAAGGCAUAAUAAGCCUAUUAAAAUUUACAAAACGAAAAAAGAGAGUCAAUAAGUGGUAAAUACCACAAGUCUAUGAGAAAGUGGGUUAGUUUAGAUGAUUGAGUGGGAGCUUGAAGAUUUAUUAAGUAAAGUUUUCCCUAGUGAUGAUGAACGACUCAAGAAUCGAGACUUUAGACCCAUUACUCAAAUUAUUUAAUCUUACAAUCCAAGAUUCUCUUAGCAAAAGUCAAGUUUGGGGGAGUCAAUGUGCAUUUUAGGUGGUCGUGAUCAUAUUAAUCCAUUUGAGAACAAUUUUUGACAUUUUGAUGCCUUAGUGAACCUAAUUGAUCAUUCGAUGCUUUGAUUGUGAUUCUCUUGCACCUUAGAUUAGUCUAUCCCCUAUAUUCCUAAUUCAUGGAUGCAUCUUGAUGAUGAUUAUGCUUUGAAAGCUUGUUUGAAUCGACCGUGUUUGGUGAACCGUGCUUCAUGAGAUGGCUUUGGGUGAAAUGUCUUGAUAGUGCUUAAUAAGAGUUAUGGGUUAAUCUUGUGGGAAACCCUUGCGAGAUCUCACUCGCCCUCUAGAGCGAUUUAGGGGUUUAAAGAGCUUAUUGCAUGUGCUUAAAUGCAAUCGUGAUUCCUACGACAGUGAGUUAGUGUAUAUUCUAUCUCAAUUUCUAUUUUCUAUGUUGAUUAGCUUCUUAAUAACUCAUUUUGCUCAAAAUUCCUAUCCCAUUGUCCUUUGUGUUUCAUUGUUUUGCUCGUGGACGAGCAAAAGCUCAAGUUUGGGGGCAUUUGAUGAGUGACAUUUAUGUCACUCAUAGGAUAGUAAUUUAGGCAUUAUUUGAGUCGGUCUUAUUAUGUUUUUAGCAUUUUUAGCCUUUUUUCUACUUGAUUUCUUAUUUCGAUUAUCUAUAACUUAGUUUAGCGUAUUUAGCAAUUCUUAUUAGUUUUUAGUCUUAUUUUCUUAAUUUAUUUAUUUUCUUUGUUUCGAUAAUUUUUAUUUUAAUUAUUUUAGUUUUUGUUAUUAUUAUUAUUAUUAUUAUUAUUAUUAUUAUUAUUAUUAUUAUUAUUAUUAUUAUUAUUAUUUUUCUAUCUCUUGUUUCUCUCCUAGUUUCCAUUUUUAUAUUGUGUAGGUGAGCGAUUUGGAGUAUCAAGUCAUGAGUUUAAAAGGUCGGGCUAAAUGCAUUAUGCGGUCAAGGAAAGUCAACUUCGGCUUGAAGGCAACAAAACCAACCUUGUGCACACCUACACCUUAUCCUACACCACCCUCUCUUCUAUCCUACACCACAUCAGAGGGCAGCACCACCUCCAAUCCUCCAUCAUCUGCAACACCUCCCAGCCACCUUCGGCAUCCUCCAUGGCAGCACUGCACCUUCAUACCUCCACCGCGCUGCAACCACGCCAACAACCCGCACAACCCAACACCACACCAACACCAAUUGCGCGCACCAUAACACAACAAUUCAGCCCAAAAUUGCCCAAGAAACAGAGCAAAAAAGCAGAGCAAAAACAGAGCAAUUCGGGUUCGAACUAACCCGUAACGGAGUUCGACCAAACCUAAUAUUUACAGUUCCUGCAAAGGUCGGGUCCGACCGAACCUUCCAUGAGUUCGUCCAAACCGAAAAUAAUCCGGCCGAACCUCCAUUUGUGUUCGACCGAACAAUUGGGCGCGGAUUAGUUGUAUGGAUUAAUGAAAUUCGACGACAGCGAUUGUAUUCCAAAUUAAGGGUUGCGAUUCCAUUGAUGACGAGAGCAGCAGCAAUAAAGACCGUGGGAUGAUUGAUGAUUGAUGAUUGAUGAAGAUCAACGGCGAUGAUCGUUGUUGAUGAUGAUUGACGGCCUUGAUGAUGGUGGCUGAUGAGAGGGAGCAGCGAAUUGGGCGAGGAGGUGCGAAGUAGGGAGCAAGAAAAAAAACCCAAUUAAUUUGGGCGAAAAGGACGGAACAGGAAGGGGGGAAGACGAAGAAGGAGGGUCUGACCUUCUCGUUUUUUUGGUUUUCAUUUGUUUUGUUUUGUUUUUACCUUUUUCUUUUUCUUUCUCUUUUUCUUUUUCCAUUUCUUUUUCAUUUUUUCUUUCUACUUUUUCCUUUCUUAUUUAUUUUAAUUAACUUCUGAUUUCAUUUUUUUUCAAAUUUUUUUAUUUUCCUUCUUUAUUUUCUUUUUUUAGGCCUUGUGUAUAAAUACCCAAUUUUGGGGUCAUGACAAAUUAACCAUGUACAUAAUUUAGUUUAUUUUUCUCUCUAAUUUUUUAGGGUUUAGUUAAUUUUGGAGAGAGAAAGUGAGAGAAACAUGGGUUGAAAUUGGAUUUUGAAGAAUCAAAGAUGGGGAACUUGAUGAUUUGGAGAUUUCCAUCAUUUAAUCAAUGAGAUUUUCUUUACUCUUCUCUCUUCUCUCUUCAUUUAUUGUUUUAUAUGUUUCUUUGAUUAGAUUAGUUUCAUGUUUAGUUUUAUAAUUUAAUCUUCAAAUUAGUUGUUGUUUUUGCUUAGUAUCAUGCUAUUAGUUAUUAAAGUCUUAAAAUUUAUUAUUUUUAUGUUGAUUGAGUAGUGUUAUUGGUUAGGGUUUGGGUGAAAACCUAACGAUGAUUGAUUUGGGUAAAUGAGUUUGAAUUUGGUGAUGUUGCAUGAUUAAAUGAUUGCUUGUUUGAUCAUACUCGAACUUGGUUGUAUGCAAUUUAGCUACUUGUGUAUGACUUGGAUUUUGGGGUAGUUGACUUAGGGAAAUCGAGGGAUCGUGACCUAAGUUGACUAUUGUUUGGUUUGUGCCUAAUCGUGACCUAAGGGUAGUUGUGUGUAGGACGGGAGUUCGCAUUUAGCUAUUCUAAGAAUUGAUCUAAGGCGGGAGUCAUUUAGGGAUCUAUUUCUAACAACCGUCUCAUUCAUGCUUUGCUUGUGCUUCAUCAUUCCUAAUUGUUGCUCGUAUACAUGUUUCAUUAUUGUUGGUGUUUGAUCUCAUUCCUUGACCAUGUUUGUCCUUGGUACUUAGUUUAGUUGAUUUAGUUUUAGUUGGUUAGUUGACUUUUCAAAACCCCAUUCCGAUCUAGCUUAUCGAUUGAUUAGCAUAAAUUAGCGCACCUUAGUCCUUGUGGAUUCCGACCCUUGCUUACCGCUUUACUUGUGUUUAGUGGUUAGUUUAGGUAAUUUGUUUGAUUAGGAGAGACUAGUAACGACCUAGUUUUCACCUUGAUCAGAGACCAUGUUGGCGAAAAUUGAAGAUGUUGCCCAGCUCUAUUCGGAUGCCAUGGAUGCUGGAGACGAGUCCAUCUGUCUCCCUUGGGAGAAUUUCGUAGAUAGGAGGGGCAAUCAUGAUGGCCUUUUGGCGAGGCUUGCUCCACCUGUACGCUUUGUGCUGCCGGAGGAGGAGAUCGACCCAAAGGAUGUUCCCUAUGCUGACAGGGUUAUCCGCUAUGUUGACUCGGACGGGGAACAGGUGGAGGUUAUUGUUCCGGUGGCUUCUCCUCCACAUCGAAGGGCGUACGAUGUUGUACCGGAGCAUUAUGCAGCUAUAAGUACCGUUGUAAUAUCUUGAAAUUGAUUGUAAUCUUGUAUCUGGAAAUUGAUUUUGAAUCUUGUAUGCAGGCGCCUCGGGUGAGAGUGCGUCGUUGGAUGCUUGUGAUUGACUCCCUGAAGAGGCAUUGCGUCAAUCUGACCAUGAAGCUUACUGGCCGGGAUAGAGAGGAGCACCGUCGAGGUCGCAGAGGUUCUGUGGACAGGGGUUCCCGGUGGAUACUUCGAGAGAGCAGGCCGGGCAGAGCUUAGGUCUGGGCCCGGGUCCUAGUACUAGUGCUCGUCAGAAGCAUUCUGAUGUUGAUAGGGGAGUUAUUCCCUUUGCAUAUGAUGAGCCUACCAGGCAUUUUGUUGGAGGUAUGGGCAGCCAGAUGCCUUUUACGCCGCCCCCUGGUACUUAUUUCGGAGCGAGUAGCUCCCAGCCUUGGAGUGCAGGAUCUUGGGCUUACUGUUAUAAGGUGGACCGGAUGCGCCAGGUCCAUGAUUUUGAGAUGCAGCGCCAGUUCAUGGCGAUUCCGCAGCCUUAUUAGUACCCUUCCUAUCAGUAGGGAACACAUCGGCCUACUGGUACCCUUCGUAUUUCGGAGCAGGAGCCUGUUACCCCUGGGAUGGAGCUAGACCGGGAUCUGGAGCGCUAUAUGAGAUGAAAUAGAAACAAGGAGCCUGUGAUUGACAUUGCGGCUGAUGAUGAUUCUGAUUGAUCCUGCAUGGUAGCGAGUUCCAGCUUGCCUCGAUUGGACUUUUGUAUGAGGAUCUUUUGUAUAGAUUUUUGUAGCUUGUAUUUGGAUUUGUAUUUGUAUGGUUUGUACUUGGAUUUUGUAAAGUUUGGAAUUUUUGGAUUUUGUAUGGUCGGAAACUUGGAUUUUGUAUGGUUAUUUGUAUGAUUUUGUAUGAAAAAAUUUGCCCAAAUUUUCGGGUGUGCAUACCCACUAUAA
Spinacia oleracea (spinach) is the source of this 9266-nucleotide messenger RNA. RefSeq lists its product as uncharacterized. The record is from RefSeq and is a predicted model, not a curated record. Lineage: Eukaryota; Viridiplantae; Streptophyta; Magnoliopsida; Caryophyllales; Amaranthaceae. The transcript is spliced from 3 exons. Bases 2191 to 3507 code for a protein of 438 amino acids.